UCAAAUAUUUUAACUAAAAUAAAAAAGAAUUUAAAAAAAAAAAAGAUUUAAGAGAUCAGAAUGGGGAGAGGUAGGGUUCAACUGAAGCGGAUCGAGAACAAGAUCAGCAGGCAGGUGACAUUCUCAAAGCGACGGUCGGGAUUGCUCAAGAAAGCUCAUGAGAUUUCCGUGCUUUGCGAUGCCCAUGUUGGUUUGAUUAUCUUCUCCACCAAAGGCAAGCUCUUUGAGUAUUCUUCUGAUUCCAGCAUGGAGACAAUCCUGGAACGGUAUGAGAGAUACUCAUGUGCAGAAAAGCAGCUUGUUCCCACUGCUUCUGAAUCUCAGGAAAGCAGCAGCUGGACUAUCGAACUCCCUAAGCUCACGAAUAGAAUGGAAGUACUCCAAAGGAACCUAAGGAACUCUAUGGGGGAAGAUCUAGACCCCUUAAGCUUGAGAGAACUUCAACAUCUAGAGCAACAGCUUGAUAUAGGUCUUAAACGGAUACGAACAAGAAAGAACCAACUCAUGCUUGAAGCCAUUGCAGAAAUGCAGAAGAAGGCAAAAGCAUUGCAGGAGGAGAACAACCUCAUAACGAAAAAGCUGAAGGAGAAUGAAAAUAUGUUAGCCGAACGCGCAAACUGGGAGCAGCAAUGCAAUAAUAUUAGUGGUCCAAACUCAACCACUCCAUUGCUUAUGGCGCCACAUCCAAGACCCCCACUUCCUUCUCAUAGUGGGGCUUUUCAAGCAAGCGGAGUCGUAGAAGAAGGUAGUGGAUAUCAAACUCGGCCUACGACGAACAACACUCGCAUACCUUCAUGGAUGCUUAACCAUCCGAACCAAUAGCAAACUAAUCGCAAUCACUUGGGUUUUUUUUGCCCUCCCCUUCAUUUCUCGGCUAAUGAAGUCGCAUAAUUAAAGAUCAUGUCAAUUAGUUUUAAUAAACUCUACUGUGAAGCCCCAUUCUUGUUGUGACAACAUAAAACCAAGAACGAAUGUCUUGUAAAUUUAAUUUGUCUCGUGAAGUUUUUUAGGGGUAUAGAAUUUAAGUGGGAAUGUGCCAAAUCCAGGGAUACAUUGGUCCUAUCAGGGUAGUUACGCUGUAAGUUUGGAGGAAGCUUUACUCCCUCACCUGUAAUGUGUUCUUAGCAUGCAUUGAUUUUGCAAGAAAUUGAAGAAAUAUGCCCACAUUUAUUCUGUGGUUGUACAAAUGUUAAACUAUCAGCAUUUUGUGUAUUUAUUUCAUUGAA
This is a messenger RNA of Morus notabilis, 1226 nucleotides long. Its product is annotated as truncated transcription factor CAULIFLOWER A. NCBI's taxonomy places the organism in Eukaryota, Viridiplantae, Streptophyta, Magnoliopsida, Rosales, Moraceae. Gene Ontology annotation, molecular function: RNA polymerase II cis-regulatory region sequence-specific DNA binding; protein dimerization activity; DNA-binding transcription factor activity, RNA polymerase II-specific. The transcript is spliced from 8 exons. Bases 61 to 822 code for a protein of 253 amino acids. The record is from RefSeq and is a predicted model, not a curated record. Gene Ontology annotation, biological process: positive regulation of transcription by RNA polymerase II. Gene Ontology annotation, cellular component: nucleus.